AUGUCUUUCAACCUUGUUGGGAACCUUAUGUUGUCAAGAGAUCUCUUGGACAUGCAGUCUGUGGCAGGGCACGAGUUUUUCGAAGCCAUGAACAUGUUCAUGCAAUGGGCUGGGAAACCUAAUGUGGCAGAUUUUUUCCCCUUCUUGAAAUGGCUCGACCCACUAGGGAUCAAGAGGAAUAUGAUCCGCUAUAUGGGAGGAUGCAUGAAGGUUGUCGCUGGAUUUGUUGGUGAGAGGGUUCAUGAGAAGGAAUCAAGAAGAGAGAAG
Ilex paraguariensis (yerba mate) is the source of this 267-nucleotide messenger RNA. The record is from the annotation of a GenBank genome assembly. Lineage: Eukaryota; Viridiplantae; Streptophyta; Magnoliopsida; Aquifoliales; Aquifoliaceae.